AAGUGGAAUCUCUUUCUCUGGAGUUUGGCCAUCUGUUGGGAGGGAUUGGAUGGGGACUCCCUGCCUGGCAGAAGGGGGGCGGGGUUGGACUGGGUACCUGCCGGGCUGUCUUCCAAGGCUAGGAUUAUGGGAUCUCAUGCCUCCAAUCGCACAGCAGGAUACUGGCCUUAAUCUCCGGUCGGUGGGUGAGUGACAGCUGGGCUGCCCGGCCUCCUUAAUGCCGUUAGCCGAGCGCCUCCCUUGCCCCGCCUGACCCAGAUCAGGAGCCAGAGGCUCUCGGUCACGGCUGGUCCCCUUUUCGGGGAGGCAUGGCGCUCCAGACGCCCCUUCCUCCCAACCUCCGCCGAGGCCUGACCACCUUCAGCGGCUCCCUCUUUGUCAACAACAAGACGGGUGACGCCGGGGCAGCCCAGGUCUAUCACCCAGGCCACGCCGUGCUCUCCAGCUUGCCCUUGCAAAUGAUGCUCUACUUCAACGCCUUCUAUUUCCCCUUCUGGUGCCUCUCGGAAGGGAUCAUGCUCCAACUCAAGUUCAGCUUGCUGCCGGCAUACAACCAGUUUCUGCUUCUCUCCGCAUACCUGACGAUCACGCUUGCGGAAGUCUUGCGCCUCUACCUCGGAUACAUUGGGAAUUUGCAAGAAAAGGUCCCUGAACUGGCCGGCUUCCUCCUCCUGUCCUUGAUGAUCGAGGUGCCCACCGUGCUGUUCAUCCUGGCGGACAUGUACACCCUGCGCCUGCCCCUGGAGACGGCGGUGAACCUGCUCCUGCUCCUCUUCCUUGUCGCCGAGAUCGCUGCCGCCUUCCGGGCCCUCAAGCACAUGAGCAAGCAGCUGGCCAUGCAGUUCUACCUCAAGCAGUUUGAAGAAGGAGUUGGACAAACCCCUGGCGAUGGGCACAAGGGGCAGUGGGUUUGGGGCUCCUGAUGCCCGCCGGCCCUGGACCCACCUCACUGAAACACUCACAGAUCUUUGGCCCACCUCCCCAAAAAAGAGCCGUAAUGGGAUUGGGCCAUUGCCAGCUGAAUUGGGCGACAUAAAACCAUUCCGUCCAAAGCAACAAAAGUCAAUGGCGAUAGAAAGAAGGUCGGAAUAUGACAUGCCAAAGUGACUUGAUAGGAGACUUUUAUUUUUUUCAUCUUUGGGUUUUUAGCUGUACCUGACUCCAAUCUUAUUGGAAGCCACUUUGGGAGCCAGCAAGGGCCUCAAUAAAGGAGAGGGAAAUAAAAUAUAGUUUGGAGCAGCAAAA
Anolis carolinensis (green anole) is the source of this 1245-nucleotide messenger RNA. Its product is annotated as transmembrane protein 17B. Gene Ontology annotation, cellular component: ciliary transition zone. Lineage: Eukaryota; Metazoa; Chordata; Lepidosauria; Squamata; Anolidae. Bases 309 to 923 code for a protein of 204 amino acids. The record is from RefSeq and is a predicted model, not a curated record. The transcript has 4 exons. Gene Ontology annotation, biological process: non-motile cilium assembly.